AUAACAAUGAGUAUAUUAUUAAAACCCAGGUGAAAUUAACAGUAAUUUUGCUAUCAAAGUCUGUUAUCAGUAAUCAUUUAAAAUGACUGUAGAAAUAAAAAAAUUAGAUGCGUUAUUGGGAAAAUAUAUGGAACCGAAUGAAAACAUAAAAACUACUAAUUACACGACAUUAACUGAAUUUGGUGAUAAUUAUGGGAGUAUUAUGUUCAAAUUGGAUGUGGUUAUAGAAAACAAAGCGAAGAAAGAAGAAAAAACAUUGAAUUUAGUAGCGAAAAUAUUACCAGGUACCGAAUUAUUUAGAAAAGUUUUCAACGUACAAAAAACAUUUUCGAACGAAUUCGCUUUCUAUGAUAAAGUCAUACCUACUUUGGAAGAUUUCCAAAAGGAAAUAGGAGUCGAAACCUUCGACCUAUUCCCUAAAUGUUACGGUACCAGGAAGAAUUUAUUGGGUAACGGUAAUGAUACUAUAGACGACGAUGCCGUUUUGUUAAUGGAAAAUUUGAAAACUCAAGGUUAUGUCAACGUGAACCGAAAAACUGGUUUCAAUUUUCAAACAACGAAGCUUCUACUAACAGAUCUAGCGCGAUUCCACGGAGGAUUUUUAUCACUAAAAUUAUCAAAACCUGAUUUAUUCCAAAAGAAUGUUCAACCGUAUUGUCACGAUUUCGUACCCAUAGAAGACACGGUGAAAAUGCAAGUGAUAUUUAGGGAUAUUUUCGAGGAAAUUUGUAAAGAAAAUAAAAAUUAUUCAUCGUACAUUUCCAAGUUUGGAUAUUGGGGUGAUAAACCGAGACCUAAACCAAGAGAACCUUUUUCCACUGUGAUACACUCCGAUCUAUGGGUUAAUAACAUGAUGCAUCUUUUCAAAGAUGACGUAGCUGUAAAAAACAAGAUAGUAGACUUCCAAUCGUACACUUACGGAUCUCCCGUAGCUGACAUAUUCUUCUUUCUGUGGACAAGCGUACAGAAAGAUGUUUUAGAACAACAUUUAGAUACGUUAUUGGAGUUUUAUCAUAAAGAACUUGUACAAGUAUUGAGGAAUCACAAAUGCUACAUCGAUUUUAGUUAUAAACAAUUUCUAGAUGAAAUAGGAAUUGAAUCUGAUUAUGGUUUUUCGCACUCUUUGGCGUUUCUCAUGAUGUUAAAUAUUGACGAGAAACAAAAUGAAGAAUAUGACGCUAAAGCCAUUACUAGAAAAUUACCCGCUUCUUUCAAAGCUAAAAUAUACUUCAUGCUUACCGAAUGUGAUAAAAGACAUUGGAUUCCUUAGAGAAAAAAAAAAGGAACGAGUUUCAGAUUAUGUUAUACAUUAUUGUUUUUAUAAAAUGUUAAUAAAUGAAUUUCAAAA
This is a messenger RNA of Diorhabda sublineata, 1348 nucleotides long. RefSeq lists its product as uncharacterized. The coding region runs from base 83 to 1270 and encodes 395 amino acids. The transcript has 2 exons. The record is from RefSeq and is a predicted model, not a curated record. Lineage: Eukaryota; Metazoa; Arthropoda; Insecta; Coleoptera; Chrysomelidae.